CAACGCAUUCAAACUUCUGCUCAGCAAGAGCCAGCAACGUAAAGAAUCGAAGUCUCUUGUGUUCUUCUCGAACAACCCAUCUCCAAGAUCAUCCAUGGCCGUCUCUCUCGCUUCAACCCUAAGAACCUCCCAGCUUUCUCUCUCUCAACCUCCUUCGCUCUCCACAAAACAAAGGCCACUGCCCAGGAUCACCAUCUCCUGCAAAUCAUCAUCAUCAUCAUCAUCAUCAUCAACGACCAACUCGGUACGUGGAAAUGGCUCCAACUACUACGAGCUGCUUUCGCUGAACCCUAACGACACGAGCGCUGGCGACAUCAAGAAAGCAUACAGAUCGCUGGCGCUCCGGUAUCACCCGGACUCAUGCUGCGACCCGUCGAUGAAGGAAGAGUCAACGAGGAUGUUCCUUCGGCUUCACGAGGCUUACAGGACGCUGUCCGACCCCACGUCGCGCCAGGAGUAUAACUACGAGCUGGGCCUGAGCUCUACCGUGUCUUGGAGAUCACCACGCAGGGUCGCGGAUACGAGCGGUGAUCAGGAAAUGAUGAGGAGUAGGUGGCAAGAUCAGAUCGCUGAGCUGAAGAGGAGGUCAAGCAGAAGGGUGGCUCAGAAGAACGGGUCGUGGGCCGCGCGAACACGCGCUCAGAACCUCCGGAGAGAUUAAGAAACUUUGUUCGACCGAAAUUAAGGAUUAAAAAAAAAGGAGAGAAUGAAGGAAAAGAAAGAACAUGAUUUGUUUUUCCUAUUAGUCCCUCUAAUUAUUCAUGAUUAUGUAAGACACUUCAUUGAUGAUUCAUUGAUUCAGAUUCGUUUAUUCUUUUGUCAUUCUGGUUUCUUCCU
Molecule: messenger RNA, 837 nt
Organism: Rhodamnia argentea
Lineage: Eukaryota; Viridiplantae; Streptophyta; Magnoliopsida; Myrtales; Myrtaceae
Product: chaperone protein dnaJ 20, chloroplastic-like
Exons: 1
Coding region: 95-661 (188 amino acids)
Cellular component (GO): chloroplast
Source: RefSeq, a predicted model, not a curated record